ACGGAGUACUCAAUACGUAUUCAUAUUCAUCAAUUUAUUUACUAACAUGCGCUCCAUACUCUACACUCCAAUACUCUUUUCUCUGGCCUCAGCAGCCACUACCAGCCUCGAUGCGUGGUUGGCCAGUGAAACCGCCGUCGCCCUGCAAGGCAUCAAGGACAACAUUGGGGCCUCAGGCAUCUACGCCGAGAGCGCCAACAGCGGCGUUGUCAUCGCUUCUCCCAGCACCGACGAUCCAGACUAUUACUAUACGUGGACUCGUGAUGCCGCUCUCACAGCCAAAUGCCUGAUCGAUCUGUUCCGCAACGGCGAGACCAGCCUGCUAGGAGUGAUUGAAGAGUACAUCGAUGCCCAAGCGUAUAUCCAGACAGUGUCUAAUCCCUCUGGCGAUCUGUCUGACGGGCUGGGACUGGGCGAGCCGAAAUUCAACGUCGAUGAAACGGCGUAUACGGGCUCUUGGGGACGGCCGCAGCGAGAUGGACCUGCAUUGCGGGCGACGGCGUUGAUUGAUUUUGGAGAAUGGUUGAUAGACAACGGCUAUGAAGAAUAUGCGGCGGAGAUUGUAUGGCCGAUUGUGAGGAACGAUCUGUCGUAUGUGGCUCAAUACUGGAACGAAACUGGCUACGAUCUCUGGGAAGAAGUGGAUGGAAGCUCCUUUUUCACAAUUGUCGUCCAGCAUCGCGCUCUGGUUGAAGGAGCCUCGUUUGCAUCCUCGGUCGGCUCCUCUUGUUCCUACUGUGAGAGUCAAGCACCGCAGAUCCUGUGUUACAUGCAGUCCUUUUGGCUGGGAACAUAUAUUGAAGCCAACUUCGACGAGUCCAGUCGGUCGGGUAAAGACGUCAAUACCCUGCUGGGCACGAUUCAUACCUUUGACCCAUCUGCUGGCUGUGAUGAUUCCACCUACCAGCCGUGCAGUUCCAAGGCCCUCGCCAACCAUAAGGUUGUGGUUGACUCGUUUCGGGACCUGUACACGCUGAACGAUGAUGCCGCGGAGGGCACAGCGUGUGCGAUCGGACGGUACCCCGAGGAUACGUAUUAUGACGGUAACCCCUGGUUUCUGUGUACGCUGGCGGCUGCUGAGCUGCUUUACGAUGCUGUUUACCAGUGGAACACAGUUGGCGAGAUCACCAUCGAUUCCGUCUCGUUGGCGUUCUUCACUGAUCUGUACUCUGAUGCUGCGACGGGGACGUAUUCUUCGUCAAGCGAUGCGUUUGUCGCUAUUGUCGAUGCUGUUACGACCUAUGCGGAUGGAUUUAUGAGUAUUGUCCAAACCCACGCAAUGACCAAUGGAAGUCUGUCGGAACAGUUCGACAAAGACGACGGCUACCAACUCUCUGCCCGCGACUUGACCUGGUCGUACGCAGCCCUGAUCACCGCCAAUAAUGCCCGCAAUGCCAUCAUGCCUGCUUCAUGGGGAGAGACUUCUGCCAGCAGUGUGCCGGCCACCUGUUAUGCCACUUCUGCCACGGGAGUGUACAGUACUGCCACUGAUACGGCGUGGCCAAGUACUUUGACUACUGGCACUGCUACUACCACCACUUCUACUGCCAGUAUUACUACCACUACAAGUACUUCCACCAAGUCUACAUCGACGACUACAUCUACUACGUCUACGGCCACUGCUACCUGUACAAGUGUUGCAGUAACAUUCGAUCUCAUCGCCACAACCGAAUACGGCCAGAACAUGUUCCUCUCAGGAUCGAUUUCCGCCCUGGGAGACUGGAACACAGACGAUGCCGUUGCUCUCAGUGCAGCCGAUUACACGAGCGACGACCAUCUAUGGUUCUUGACUGUCGAUCUGCCUGUUGGCACCUCGUUCGAAUAUAAAUAUAUUCUGGUCGAGAGUGAUGGGACCGUCGUCUGGGCGGAUGGCGAUAACGAGAGCUAUACCGUGCCGACUGCUUGUGAGGCUGUCACUGUGGAUGAUACGUGGGAUUCUUAGCUACAGUAUAUAGUAUAUUAGUAUAGUAUAUAUUAUACUAUCUUAUAUUAUAGAUAUUAUAAUAUCUGUAUAAUGUUCAUAUUCUAUUAUGUUCUUAUAUUCACUCACAUGGCUGCUGCGCCUUCUC
Molecule: messenger RNA, 2069 nt
Organism: Penicilliopsis zonata CBS 506.65
Lineage: Eukaryota; Fungi; Ascomycota; Eurotiomycetes; Eurotiales; Aspergillaceae
Exons: 5
Coding region: 47-1942 (631 amino acids)
Biological process (GO): polysaccharide catabolic process
Cellular component (GO): fungal-type vacuole
Molecular function (GO): glucan 1,4-alpha-glucosidase activity; starch binding
Source: RefSeq, a predicted model, not a curated record